AACAAACAGUAAAUAUGGUACUGCGACAACAGAAUUUAUUGGUGUAAUCGGCUUCGUACCUUUUUCCUAUUGGCUAUUGCCGCGGUUUUUGAGACUUGUUGUUGGUGUUUUAUUGUUUUGUUUAUUUCAAUUUUCAGUCAUACAUUCACGUGCUUCGUCAUACUUAAAUUUGGCCUCUCUUAGUUCUCUGCGGUUUCAUGUGGUCCGCCCAACACUGUUGACUACCGAUCUAUAAUAGUGAGUAAUUAAUUUUUGCCAAAGUCGACCUCGCGACCAUGAAGUUGUUUACGCACAAUAUGCUGUCGUCCAAGAGUCUGGAAGGAGUCAAAGUAGGAUAUCCGCUUCGCAUUGUCGCGCAAGACAUCAGGAUAUCCCGAUCUGAGUUCAACAAGGAGUUUGUGAAGAAUAUGAUAUCCAAACUCAAUUGGAAAGUUUUUGUUAACGCAGCUGCUCAAAUUGGCCUAGGCAAAGACCUGUCUGAUAAGUUAAUUGAUGACUUUGAAAACAAUGAAGAGUAUCUCAAAAAAGUUCACCAUCUACUCUUGGAAGUAGAUAUUAUAAACGGUGAACUUAUAUGUCCAGAAACAGACAGAGUGUUUCCAAUAUCAGGUGGUGUACCUAACUUAUUGUAAAGUUAGAAUUAAAUAUUUAUAUGCACUACAUUUAAUGUCUCCCUGUAUGUUAAAAUCUUACAUUCAAGUUUUUUUUCAUGAUUAAAUAAAAAAAUGUAAUUAACCUGAUCUGCAAUUGUGUAUUGUUGAUUAAAAUAAAAUUAUUUUGUAG
Myzus persicae (green peach aphid) is the source of this 783-nucleotide messenger RNA. Its product is annotated as multifunctional methyltransferase subunit TRM112-like protein. Gene Ontology annotation, biological process: peptidyl-glutamine methylation; rRNA (guanine-N7)-methylation; tRNA methylation. The record is from RefSeq and is a predicted model, not a curated record. The coding region runs from base 276 to 632 and encodes 118 amino acids. Gene Ontology annotation, molecular function: protein heterodimerization activity. The transcript has 4 exons. NCBI's taxonomy places the organism in Eukaryota, Metazoa, Arthropoda, Insecta, Hemiptera, Aphididae.